AUAUAUGACUUACCGGCCGAUGAACUUCUCGAUUCGUACAAAAAUGACGGAGACGUUUCGAAAACCAUCCGUGAUGUCAUCGAGAAAAACAAGUUGAGCAGAGUGAGCAAAGGAGACUGGAGCAUUCAGAAGGUGGAUCGUUGGCUGAAUAAGCUCACAGAGUUGACAAAAGACGACGAACAGAUCACACAUUUGAAGUUCGCUGCUAAAAGGUUUGUCUUGCGUAUAAUAAAAGCUCCUGAUCAAUACACUUCCUCAACUGGAGAAUUUUCGAUUAUCAUCCAUGAAGUACAGUAUCUGUUACGCCUUGUUAUAAAGGAUCUCCGUUUUAACGCUGGUGUAAAACACAUAUUGGAUGGAUUACAUGCGUCAGCCUAUGAAGCGUUUCAAAGUUGCCGUGAUUUGGCAGAAAUAUGUUGGAAAGGUGAUAUUUCACAGUACUGGUGUAAGAAGGCUGAGCCGUGUAAAUCAGUUGAACAAGCAAUGAAGAGAGAUGUGUGUAAAUGGCAUGUUUGCGGAGAUCAAAUACGAUGGAGAAAGAGUUCAGGUGAAGAAAGGAUUAUCUGGAGGAGGGCCGAAUGGCUGAUACCGCCGAUCUUAUCGUUCUUGGAGGCCUAUUUUGGUACUGGAAGCAAAGGGGGUAUGAUGUCCGUGUUUCUAAUGGGUGUGUACGACGAAGAUACAAAAUCAUAUCGAACAGUUACCAAAUGUGGUAAUGGACAUACUGACGACGUACUCGAGGCGAUAAAUAAGAAACUUAAAGAUCAGGUAGGAGCAGAGUUCUCAAAAUCAGAAAAUCAUUCCGCUGGAGGUAUCUCCAUCCGAUUCCCACGAGUGACGCGUAUUCGAAAAGACAAGGACUGGAAGAGUGCUACCAGCUUGGCCGAGUUGAAGAAGCUCUAUGAAUGCUCGAAAACGAAAACCGAUUUGGAUCGCUCGUUGGAAGAUGAGACUCCGUUGUAUGCAAAAGAAGGCAUGGAUCACGGCGAUGUGGAGGAGCUGAUUGGGGAAAAGGUGGAAGACGUGGCAGGGAAAAAGCCUGAAGAUGUUGAUGUCAGUUCUGGAUCCACCAAAAGGAAGCAUGAGAAGGAGCAAGUAUCUGAGGCAGUGGAAGCGAAAAAACCUAAAACCGAAGAAAACAGCGAGCAGUGUCCACCCGGAAAGACGCCAUGCAAAUAUGGUGCGGAGUGCUACCGUAAGAAUAAAGACCACAAAGCUGAAUUCUGGCAUCCACCGAAAAAAUAA
Messenger RNA from Ostertagia ostertagi, 1245 nucleotides. The record is from the annotation of a GenBank genome assembly. NCBI's taxonomy places the organism in Eukaryota, Metazoa, Nematoda, Chromadorea, Rhabditida, Trichostrongylidae.